AUGUUCGUGCGACUCAUGACGCUGAACGAUGUCCGUCCUGCUCCACCCUUCCCUUAUACGUCAGGCAAACGUUAUGCCACAUCAACCUUACUACGUCAUUCCAUACCGAGAACUGCUAUAUUCCGCGCACAACAUCCGGACGUCGAAGAGGUUCUUGUCUGUGGAUACAUGCGCACAAGGCGAGUGCGCACCGAAUACCACCCGGGCCGUGCUGAAGAGUCAAGCUCCGGGAUACAGAGGAAAAGUUGA
Messenger RNA from Letharia columbiana, 249 nucleotides. RefSeq lists its product as uncharacterized. Lineage: Eukaryota; Fungi; Ascomycota; Lecanoromycetes; Lecanorales; Parmeliaceae. The record is from RefSeq and is a predicted model, not a curated record. The transcript has a single exon. Bases 1 to 249 code for a protein of 82 amino acids.